UCGGAGCCAUCCAUUCUCCAUGGCGCUGGGAUGUGGUCCUGCUGUGCCGAAGCUGAUGGAUUCAUCUAUUGCCUUCCAAGCCACGCACAGCAGAUCUUGCGCGUGGGGCCUGGCGGCUCCGAGCUUUGGGGCCCCGACUUUGGAGCUGAGACCUGGAAGUGGACGACCUGUCUGCUGGGCCCUGAGGGGGCCAUCUGGGGCAUCCCUGGCAACGCACCCCGAGUCCUGUGCAUCUCUGGGGGACGAGCAGAAUUAGUUGGUCCUCCAAUGGACGGGACGCACAAGUGGCACGCCGCAGUUCUGGCUGCAGAUGGCUGUAUCUACGCCCCGCCAUGCGAUUGUGGGCAAGUACUCCGUAUCGAUUGCGGAAGGCGUCAUGUGUCGUUGAUAGGACCUAUCAUGGGUGGCGCGGGCAAGUAUGCAGCAUGUGCAUUGGCAGCCAAUGGGUACAUCUAUUGUCCUCCCAACCAUGCAGCAAGUGUCUUGCGCAUCUCUCCAAACACCAAGCAGGUGGAGAUGAUAGGGCCCGACCUCCGCUUCGGCGGCGGGGGCGGCUACGUGGCAGCCGUCCGGGGCACGGACGGCCACGUCUACUGCCCGCCCUUCAGCGCUACGCGGGUCCUCAGGAUUUGUGAUCCAGAGGUGGAUCUCGUGGGUCCGGAGAUGAACUGGAUGGCACACCAGUGGCGCUGCGCCCUGCGGAGCGAGGUGGAUGGCUGUAUUUACGCCGUGCCAUGCAACGCCAGCAGGGUCCUGAAGAUCGAUCCGUCUGGUGCAGUCUCCAUGGUGGGCCCCGAGUUUCCCUGCGCGCCCGCGCCGGAGGGCAUCGAGAAGUGGCGCAGCUGCUGUGAGGUGGAUGGCUGCAUUUACGCAAUCCCUUCUCAUGCCAAGCAGAUUCUGCGCAUCAAAACCGGCGCUGCAGCGCUGGAGUCGCCGAGCUUCGAGCAGCUGGAAGCGCAGAAGUUGGCGCUCUCAGAGCAUGAGGAGACUCGUUUGAGAGCUGAAGCAGCUGCAAGGGCACAGGAUGCAGGCAGUUCGCAGGAGGAGGACGAUGACGACGAGGAGGAAAACAGCGAUGAGGAUGUGGAAGAUUGGCCCGAAGAGGAAUGCGAUGGUGUGUCGUUGUGGGGUCCGACCCUGGGACAGCGCUGGACACGCAAAAACAAGUUCCGCAGCGCCCUUGCAGGACCGAGCCCGGGCAUGCUGGUGGCUCCACCCUACCACUGUGGGCAGCUGCUGGCCGUGAACGUUGGCGCCGGUGAUGAAGCCGUUCAGUUGCUGGGAGAUGCUCCUCCGAAGCCGCCCAAGAAAGUCUUUAUCCCAUUGCCAGAGGAGGAUGAGUGAUGAGUGAUGAGUGAGGUGUCACAGGCACGGGUUGUGUCCCAGGAUUGGACCCAUCAAAUCCAGCACACUCCACAUGACCGAAGUGUACCAAAAAAGAACGGUAUCCAAGAUGGGGCGCUACCUAAUGGCACCUGAUGGCUUGGAUCUCUGGACAUACCGGACAUACCCUUUUGCCCAAUGUUUAGCGGGCUGUGCAGCCUCCAAAAAGAAUGAAAUAGCAGUGUCAUAGCAGAGCACAGUUGUGGAAUCCCUUCCUCCGUUCGCGCAAAAGGCGUGGACCUAGAGGACAAAGACGAUGGUUCCGAAGUUUCAAGCUUCCAUGUGCGCAACAAACGAGAGCUGCAAGAACUGCAUCAAAAACAUUC
Messenger RNA from Cladocopium goreaui, 1709 nucleotides. The record is from the annotation of a GenBank genome assembly. Lineage: Eukaryota; Dinophyceae; Suessiales; Symbiodiniaceae.